UGCCGUCUCAUCGCUUGCGUGCCCAGGCCCGCGUGUGCGUCGUUUCGCCGUGCGGAGCCUGUGACCCGUGUCGUCCUGCACGUGCGUGCGCCCGUCGCCGACAACUGCGCUGGCCCCGUCGUGCGUGCGUCCACUCCUCUGACCCCGCUGCCUCGUCCACUCCCCCAACCAUGCCGCCCCGACCUGAUGUCGUUGAAUGGAUCCCCAAUUCCUCAGCAUGGUGUGGGGCAACACAGCACGAGAUCUCUGAUGAAGGCGUUGGACUUGUCAUGGGUUUCAGAUGGGAUGGACCCCAACAUAGCCUAUAGAUUUGCCAUCUGCAUCGCUGGCUAUUAUGAGCAUGGCACACAUGUGUGUCAUGACACCUGCAAUAAAAAUUGGGUUCGUGAUAAGGAUACAAUUUCAUGGAUGGAUUUGUAUGCUGACUUAGAUGAUGAGAUAAAGCAAGGCAGUGUCCAAAGUUCUUCAGUGAGCUUUUGGGACAAGGUUGCAUGUGAGUAUAGCGACAUUGAUUUUGAUUCCUCAUUACUUGCAGCAAUUGAUAUGUAUUGGGACAUCAGAAGGCUUCCUGUGGUAGUUUCAAUCAUUAUCCAGCCAAGUCAUGUUAGCAGUUUAUGUAUUGAAGUUGCUGCUGUUGAUAUGAAAUCAAGUCCGCUGUUGAUAUGUAGUACUGAAAUGAAGUCAGAUUUUGUUGCUAAUGUGACUAAUGAUCCUGAUUCUCAUACCAAUGAUCCUUGCGGUGAGAAUGAUGAAAUAGAGUGUCGGGUAUCAAUAUUAGGGAUACCAAAGAAGUGGGGAUUAACAGAUAAGCAAGCUGUUUGUCAAAGGUGCUUGAUGAAGGCUUUCGGUUACAAUUUGCUUUCGGUUUCGCAAUUACUUGAUGAAGGCUUUGAGGUGCGUUUCAAGAAUGGGUCUUCACGGAUUCUUGAUUCCCAGGGUGAGCUUGUGUGCAUGAUCAUCCCUGAGGGUCAGAUUUUUCGUGCUGAUUUUUCUACUUCCUUUGGACCUUCACGGUGCUUGGUUGCCAGUUCUUCUUCUGAGCUUUGGAAAUGGAAUAGGAGACUAGAACGCUUGAGUUUUAAUUUGCUUUCAUGCCUGAGUUCAUUGGGUCUUGUUUGAGAUCUUCUUAAUCUAAAGUUUGAGAAGGAUUUGGUUUGUGCUCUAUGUCAUCAUGGGGAGUGAUUGCUGCCUCUCACCCACAUAUAAAUCAGGUGAUGACUGACCAUCCGGCUGAGCUUCUACAUAUGGACAAUGUUGGUCCUGCUCGGGUACAUUUAGUUGGUGGGAAAUGGUACGUUCUAGUGAUCAUAGACAAUUUUUCUUGCUAUUCUUUGGGCUACUUUCUUGAGACAAAGGAUGAAGUCUUUUAUUGGUUCGAGAUCUGGUUUUGAGGCUGAAGAACGAGUGACCACCAUAUGACCCCAUUAGAGCUAUUCAUAGUGACAAUUGGAUAGAUUUCAAGAAUGCUCGUUUUGAGGCUUUCUGUCGUGAUCAUGGUCUCGAACAUAAGUUUUCUUCUCCCCAUGUGUGCCCUAUCAUAAUGGAGUUGUUGAGUGCAAGAACCGGACCCUCGUUGAGAUGGCUAGGAUGAUGCUCAAUGAGCAUGGGAUUCCUAGGAAGUAUUGGGCCGAGGCGAAAAAUAUUGCUUGUUAUAUUUCAAAUCGGAUUUUCUUGCGUGCUUUCAUAAAGAAAACUUCUUAUCAGCUCAUGCACCGACGUGCAACCAAGGUAAGCCAUUUGAGAUCUUUCGGGUGCUGUUGCUUCAUCUUGAAAUAAGGUAACUUGGACAAAUUUGAGUCUCAUUCUUCGAAUGGUUUGUUUCUUGGUUAUGCUAAUCAUAGUCAUGCUUAUCGUGCUCUCAACCUUGAGACUAACCGGAUAGUAGAGACGUGUGAGAUGACAUUCGAUGAGUCCAUACCUUGUGCAAACAGUGGCUUUGAGCUUGGAGGUGACGAUGAGCUCGGACUAAACAUACUUGAGGCGGACAUUGUUGUUGAUGCAGGUGUUCAAGCUGAAGACGAUGGAUCAGUAACAUUCAUGAACAUACCACUAGGCACAGCUCCAGGAUCUCACACUUUGCACAUUCUUCUUUUGUUGCCUCCUUUGAGCCCCGAAAUAUUGGACAUGCUUUAUCUGAUGCAAAUUGGGUUAAUGCCAUGCAUGAGGAGUUGGAAAACUUUGAGAGAAAUCAAGUUUGGACCCUAGUUGAGCCUCCACCAAAUUGCCAUCCUAUAAGAACCAAAUGUGUGUUUAAGAAUAAGCAGGGGGAGGACGGACUUGUUGUUCUCAACUAGGCUCAUUUAGUAGCACAGGGUUUUUGCUAGAAAGAUGAGAUAGACUAUGAGGAAACCUUUAACCCUGUUGCUCGCCUUGAAGCCAUUAGAAUCCUUCUUGCUUUUGCAGCCUUAAGAGGGUUUAAACUAUUUCAGAUGGAUGUUAAGAGUGCCUUCUUGAAUGUGUUUAUAGAGGAAAAAGUGUAUGUGAGGCAACCCCCUGGCUUUGAGAGUUCCCAUUCCCAGUUCCAAAACUGAGUGUUCAAGCUUAGGAAAGCUUUGUAUGGAUUGAAACGGGCACCACAGGCUUGGUUUGCCAGGCUAAAAUCCUUUUUGCUUGAGAGCGGUUUUGAGAUGGGGAGUGUUGAUAAGACAUUUUUUCUCCUCAGGCAUGGGCAUUAUAUCCUAAUUGUUCAGAUUUACAUGGAUGAUAUUAUCUUUGGUGGCUCUUCUCAUGAACUUGUUGCCAAGUUUGCAGACACCAUGAGCAGGGAGUUCAAGAUGUCCAUGAUGGGAGAGCUCACUUUCUUCCUAGGCUUGCAAAUCAAGCAAGUCAAAGAGGGCACAUUCAUCCACCUAGGUAAGUAUACCAAGGAUGUGCUAAAGAAGUUUGAUGUGGGUGUUGACGGCGCUUAAGUACUAAUUUUAGGCCGUCAAAUCUUGCAGAAAUGCGUAAAAGAUGAGCAUCAACCUAGUGGUCGGGUUUAUUACUAACAAUUUCCACAAGUGUUGGUAAAUAUUUGUAUGCAGUUCAAUUAAGGGAGAAAACACACCUCAAGAGCAAGAUGACACAUGAUCUAUCCGAGACAACACAUUCUCGACAAAUCAGGCGCGUUCAUGAGGAUCCAUGGGCCCACCUGAACUAGCAAAGCGACUUAAAAAGGGCUCACCAGGAAUUGACAUAGGGUCCACCAAGUAGUGUCCAGAAAAAAUUUGGGGCCGUUUGUCCGCCUUUUUUGGUUGGCCGCCCGACCAUAUGUCGGUGCCCCUGAUGCCCAUCUUUCACGUGUCGGCUCUCCAUUGGAUGUAGAAGAUGGUUCUAGGAGGCAUAGGGUCCAAUUCUCAGGCGAGCACCCCAUGGUUCCCUUCUAUAAAUAGUAGAAGGGGGCUCCAAAUGAGAAACAUCCAACAAGUGUGAUCAACACUUCUCAAACUUGUCUUUAGAAUAGGGAGAGGGUAGAGGUACUCAGGAGGGGCGCCGGUCUUCGGUGCUCUGUUGGUGAAGAGUGACUCUAGAAGGGACGAACACAACAAUAGUGGGAAACACGCGCAGUACGAAGGAGUAGACAACUCGUGAUAGCACACAUGGCCUUCGGACAAUCGACCAGUGUUCUCUCUCUUUGUAUUCAAU
Messenger RNA from Panicum virgatum (switchgrass), 3624 nucleotides. RefSeq lists its product as uncharacterized. The record is from RefSeq and is a predicted model, not a curated record. The transcript is spliced from 2 exons. NCBI's taxonomy places the organism in Eukaryota, Viridiplantae, Streptophyta, Magnoliopsida, Poales, Poaceae. Bases 187 to 1119 code for a protein of 310 amino acids.